This is a messenger RNA of Exophiala dermatitidis NIH/UT8656, 684 nucleotides long. RefSeq lists its product as uncharacterized. The record is from RefSeq and is a predicted model, not a curated record. The coding region runs from base 1 to 684 and encodes 227 amino acids. Lineage: Eukaryota; Fungi; Ascomycota; Eurotiomycetes; Chaetothyriales; Herpotrichiellaceae. The transcript is spliced from 2 exons.
AUGGUCAACAUAGCGAAGCGCAUGCGAAAUUUCCAGCCUCUUUGGCGGAUACGAAACGGACAAGGAGCUGCAGUUCUCCCUCCACCACCAUCACCACAAUUAACACGUCUUCUCCUACGGUUCCCACAUGGCGAAUGGCGCAAACCUGUCCACGGACCACGGUUAUUUGCCCACGAUCACCUCAAACGGCUGAAAUACCACAAUCCCGCUUUACCCAUCAGAGUGGAAUCCUCGCCCAGAUCACAACUCGAAGUCACCUUUGAGAGUACGGACCGGACGACGUUAGAAUCGCUUGAAACAGCUACAGAGCCAGGAUCUGUGUCCGAAUCGACGAAAUUCAAACAAGAAUGGACAAAUAUCGAGUCCAAACCUCAACCGGCAGCCGACCCUAGCGCCCCUUCAACCACCUCACCACCCGUGGAGACCUUCACGAGACGUGCCAUAGUGGAUGUAGCGGGCAAGCGACCUGCGCAGAUAUGGCAGUGGUUCAAGCGGACGACGAAUUGCGAAGAACUCCGUCCGUCUCCGGAAGAUGUCGAGCUCAUGAAGCGUCUCAAUGCUUUCUUCCAGAAGGCUGAUAUCGACAGAAAACGGGUCAAGGCUGGUAUUGAUGAAAUGAGAAAACAGAAGGAAGAGUUGCGGAAGGCCAGAGAAGCUGCGGAGAGAAUGACCAGCGAGGCAUGA